AAAAUAAAAGUCUCAAUACAAGGCUGAGUAGUAAUUAUCAGAUUCUCAUUACAUGGCAGCUUUGAAACCAGUUCAAUUAGCAUCAGAAUUUAAUAAUCAAUCCUGUAGAAUUAAAAUUUUCUGCUUAACGAUUUUCCAUGACCUCCAAGUUUAGCUUCUCAAUAGCUGCCCAGAGCCCACUGAGCAUGUGCAGUGCCACUGACACUACUAACCAAAUCCAAAAGGGGAGGGGAGCUCCUGUGGCAACUUUGAAGUCCUGGAUCAUUACUGCUAUAGAGACGCUGAACCUUUAGGCUCAGUGUAUAAAAUAUUGCAUUAUUCUAGCCCACCCUCAGCAGGCCAACAUGAUCUGAUUGCAUGGAUUUUGCAUGGUUGUUCCAGACAACACCACAAUCAGGUAUAGGCAGAGAAUUUUCCAUUGACUUGGCUAUGAUUGCCCCUGACUAUUUCUGUUGGUUUCUAUCACAGCACAGAGAAGGAGGAGACAGUUUUAACCUGGAUGAGAAGCAAUGAAACUUGGGAACUUAUUCGAUAUCACAAGAAGACUUUUAUAAUUGGAACUAUUUUAAGCAAAUAAAGGGAAUCCAGGAUACGUUUUGGAUAUGAUCCCCCGAUGGAAGCAGAUAUUUGCAACAAUGCUGCUGACCUCUUGUUUUUGUUUUGGUGUAUUUUUCACUAAACUCCAGGAUUUCUGUAUAGUUUGCGAUAAGAGAAUACAAACAUCAUCUCCCUAUAGAUUGGAUAAUGUGGGUGAUCCAUUUCUUCUGAAGCCCAAGGUACAGUGCGAGAGGAAUCCCCCAUUCUUGGUGUUGUUGGUGACCACAACCCACAGUCAACUGGAGGCGCGGAACGCUAUCCGGCAGACUUGGGGCAAGAAAAGACAAAUUGGGGAUAAACGUGUUUUCACCUAUUUCCUUCUGGGCACCGUCACAAACCUACGCCUUCAAGAGGAACUCAUUGAAGAAAGCAACACUUACAAUGACAUUAUUCAGAGAGACUUCAUAGACACAUAUUACAAUCUGACCCUCAAAACCAUAAUGGGGGUCGAAUGGAUUUGCACUCAUUGCCCACAAACUACAUUUUUGAUGAAAACAGACACAGAUAUGUUUGUUAAUACAUUGUACCUCGUGGAGCUGCUUGUAAAGAAAAAUCAGACAACCAACCUCUUUACUGGUUCCCUCAGAGAGGAUGAUGAACCCAUACGAGAUAUGAACAGCAAGUGGUACAUAAGUGAAAAAGAAUUCCCAGGGUCUAAAUACGCACCGUUUUGCUCAGGGACUGGAUACGUCUUUUCUGUAGACAUUGCACACAAGAUCCUGAAUGUCUCCAGCACAGUCCCAUUUUUUAAACUGGAGGACGUCUAUGUAGGGAUGUGUCUGGAGAAGCUGGAAAUCAAAUUGCAGGACCUUCAUACCGAGACCACGUUUUUUGCAUAUAGACCGGCAUUCACUAUUUGUGGGUAUCGGAAACUGGUCACUUCGCAUGGAGUCGAGCCAUAUGAAAUGUAUCUUUUCUGGGAAGCCCUACGAAGGUCAGAAGAUGAGCCGUGCUAGUUGGACAGAAACGUCAGCAUCCGGUGGCUUGUCCUGCUUCUAUCGUUUGAUCACACUAAUGAAAUGGGAGAUGAGAAAACCAAGUGACCAAUCAGCCAUUCAACCAACCUGGAAAUUCCUGUUAAUAUUAAUCUGGCCAUUGAUUGGAAUAGGGCUUGGGUCAGGCUUGGGCACAAUUUUGCUGAAAGUUAUUUGCACAUUUUUAAUAUUUAUUUAAAGAGAUGUCCAAUCUGCAGGCCUUAAGCUUUUGAGGUUUUAGAAUGUGGCCAUCUAAGUGUAUUUGCAUAAAAAGGGGGAAAAAAAGUCAACCAAUGAGACUACUUGGCUAUUGGGUCAUAUGUGACCAGUUUAUGGUGCGGUAUAAAACUUUAGACAUUUAUAUGUUGUGGUGUCAUCAUCUUCCAUCUUCUUCAUUGACUCACAGAGUCUCCUUCAAGAUAAAAAUCUGUUUUUUCUUGCCUAUAAUGGGUAUGAUAAUGGUUAUUUAUUCCAAAAAGGUCACCCUUUACUCUGUAUUACAGGCCACCUUCCAUAAUAAAAGGAAAAGUCCAA
Molecule: messenger RNA, 2105 nt
Organism: Xenopus tropicalis (tropical clawed frog)
Lineage: Eukaryota; Metazoa; Chordata; Amphibia; Anura; Pipidae
Gene: b3galt5.3
Product: Beta-1,3-galactosyltransferase 5 gene 3
Exons: 2
Coding region: 603-1553 (316 amino acids)
Biological process (GO): glycoprotein biosynthetic process
Cellular component (GO): Golgi membrane; membrane
Molecular function (GO): hexosyltransferase activity
Source: RefSeq, a predicted model, not a curated record